UGUUCCCAUUUCUUCAAUCGCGUUUCCACCCGGCUCUCUCGGACGCGCUUUCGCGCCUAAAAGUGAAAAGGGUCAAGGGCGAUAGCAACGCACGCGCCCCCAAAAUCGAAUCUUGAAUUCAGAUGAGUUUUUGCCCCAGGAGGCUCACUUCCCUGCUUCGCAAAGCUCGCAGCCUCAUCGGCCUCGCCACCACCGCCUCCACCGCAGCUUCUCUCUCCUCCUCCCCCGCCGCCGCUGCCUCCAUGGACGACCUCCAGACCAUGAAGACCCGCCUCUGCAUCAUCGGCAGCGGCCCCGCCGCCCACACCGCCGCCAUCUACGCCGCCCGCGCCGAGCUGAAGCCGAUCCUCUUCGAGGGCUGGAUGGCCAACGACAUCGCCCCCGGCGGCCAGCUCACCACCACCUCCGACGUCGAGAACUUCCCGGGCUUCCCCGAGGGGAUCCUCGGCAUCGAGCUCAUGGACCGCUGCCGCAGCCAGUCGCUCCGGUUCGGCACGCAGAUCUUCACCGAGACGGUGAGCAAGGUCGAUUUCUCCGCCCGUCCCUUCAAGGUCUUCACCGACUCGAGGACCGUGGUCGCCGACGCCGUGGUUGUUGCCACGGGAGCUGUCGCGAAGCGGCUUGGCUUCCCUGGCUCCGGAGACGGCCCGAACGGCUUCUGGAACCGCGGCAUAUCGGCGUGCGCUGUGUGCGAUGGCGCCGCUCCGUUAUUCAGGAACAAGCCCCUGGCUGUGAUCGGAGGUGGUGACUCGGCGAUGGAGGAGGCGAACUUUCUGACCAAGUACGGGUCCAAGGUUUACAUCAUUCACAGGAGAGAUGCGUUUAGGGCCUCGAAGAUUAUGCAGAACAGGGCUAUGAGUAACCCUAAGAUCGAGGUUUUGUGGAACUCUGCAGUGGUGGAGGCGUAUGGCGAAGGAGAGAGAGGGGUUUUGGGAGGGUUGAAGGUCAAGAAUGUUGUUAGUGGAGAGGUUUCUAAUUUGAAGGUCUCUGGAUUGUUCUUUGCCAUUGGGCAUGAGCCUGCGACUAAGUUUUUGGACGGACAGUUGGAGCUUGAUUCCGAUGGUUAUGUUGUGACAAAGCCUGGGACCACGCAAACGAGUGUGCGAGGAGUUUUCGCUGCCGGGGAUGUUCAGGAUAAGAAGUAUCGGCAGGCUGUUACUGCGGCUGGGACAGGGUGCAUGGCAGCACUUGAUGCAGAACAUUAUUUGCAAGAAAUCGGAUCUCAGGAAGGUAAAAGUGAUUGACUAUCAGGCGCGAGGCCCAAGCUUUGAGACCCUUUGAAUUGAAAGCAAGUUCAAAUCACUAGGAAUGCAAAGAAAGCUCUCCAUAACUCUGGGCAUUAUAUUGUUUAUUCUGUGUUCUUGACUGCAACGGUCAUUCGACUACUAUUACGGUGCAGAUUUAUGCCGAUGAUGAAUAUUACACAAUUGGAUGUGAUCAAUACAAGAUUUGCCUUGAUCUGUCUGUUUGCACUCGUGCUUAUAUUGGAUGCCGAUUUCUACGCACCUCUUGGACAUAGGAAUUCCCAUAAAAGGCUCUCGUGGCCUUUUUGAGCAAGAAAGGGCUCUUAUUGGUCAUUCCGAGAAAUUUUAUGUUAUGUUUGUCUA
Rhodamnia argentea is the source of this 1607-nucleotide messenger RNA. RefSeq names its product thioredoxin reductase 1, mitochondrial-like. Gene Ontology annotation, cellular component: cytoplasm. Lineage: Eukaryota; Viridiplantae; Streptophyta; Magnoliopsida; Myrtales; Myrtaceae. Gene Ontology annotation, biological process: removal of superoxide radicals. The record is from RefSeq and is a predicted model, not a curated record. Gene Ontology annotation, molecular function: thioredoxin-disulfide reductase (NADPH) activity. The transcript is spliced from 2 exons. Bases 123 to 1244 code for a protein of 373 amino acids.